Molecule: messenger RNA, 882 nt
Organism: Helianthus annuus (common sunflower)
Lineage: Eukaryota; Viridiplantae; Streptophyta; Magnoliopsida; Asterales; Asteraceae
Exons: 4
Coding region: 1-882 (293 amino acids)
Molecular function (GO): zinc ion binding; nucleic acid binding
Source: RefSeq, a predicted model, not a curated record
AUGUCAUCAUUUGGAUCUCACACCACCCGCGCUACUCGCCGCAACCAUGCUGACAAACGCAUCGCAUCGCAUCCUCUGUUGAAUCUAAGAGCGACACGCCUAAAUCGUCAUUCAGCUUUAAGCAAUUCAAGGCCUGUGGCCCCAAAGAUCUCACUGUCGAGGGCUCUGGACUGGUGGACUGCGGAGCAAAACAGGCGUGGUAACGAUGCAUCCUAUGGACUCUCUUGGGAGGAACUGAAGGAAGUCAUGAUGAAAGAAUUCUGUCCCCCACAUGAACUCCAGAAGCUGGAAAAUGAGUUUUGGGGUAUCAACCAAGAAGGAGGUGAUAAUGCCGGUCUUACCGCCCGCUUUAAGCAGCUCACUAAACCCACCACCAUUGAGGAGACUUACCAACUCGCCGCUGAGAUCAAUGAUAAGCGAGUUUUGGAUGGGUAUUUCAAGUCCUCAAGCAAGAAUCUCCACCAGGUCACCGCUACUCCCGCUCCUGAAACCGCAGCACCUCAAGUCUCGAAGUCUUCACGCCAGAAUUGCAAGCGCAAGGGUAACAACAACAAGAACUGUUCUGUCACUGCCGCUCCUCUCAACGUUGUUCCCGCCCAACCCAACCAGAACCAGAACCAACAAGUAGCCGCACCUGUAACCAACGCACCGCCUUCUAAGCCGAACUGUCGCACUGGUCCUCGUCAGCAAGCUCAAGCUCAAGCUCCUCCUGCACUGCCAGCUCCUCUCCCCACUCCUCAGGGAAACCAAGUAGCUCCUGCUCCCGCUGCUCAUGCACGAGCCUGCUUCGCAUGUGGUGACCCUAACCACUUCGCUAAUGUCUGCCCGAAUCGAGUUGUGAAAAAAGAGCCGCAGCAACCACCACAGCGACAACAUCAAUAG